Messenger RNA from Prunus armeniaca (apricot), 372 nucleotides. The record is from the annotation of a GenBank genome assembly. Lineage: Eukaryota; Viridiplantae; Streptophyta; Magnoliopsida; Rosales; Rosaceae.
AUGACGGCAUCGUUAAGAGAAAUGUCCAAAAGCUUUCUGAGGCACACUUCUCAUCCCAACCCCUAUAUCCCUCCAGCCCACUUUCUCUUCUCCAGGGGAUUUUCUUCCAAGCUUUUGGUCAAAGGUAUCUCGUUCACCUCCACAGAAGAGUCAUUGACUCAAGCAUUUUCACCAUUCGGCAAAGUUCUUGAUGCUAACAUAGUGAGAAAUAAAGUUACGAACAAGUCAAAAGGUUUUGGAUAUGUGACCUUUGAGACGGAGGAGGAUGCCGAAAAGGCUUUGGUGAACAUGAAUGGGAAGAUGGUGGAUCAACGCGUUGUUUUAGUGGACAAAGCAUGGCCAGACAACAGGAAGGCCAAAAAUGCAGGUUGA